CCUGCACACACCCCAACUCGUGGUAUAUCCAUGUGUGGCUCCAUCGAUCGUAUAAAUACUCGAGAAAAAUCCUGUUUUUUCAAGCUCUUCAACAUUACUAUCCCGUGUAAGAUGUCCGUUGAAAAGUUCCUUUUUACCUCUGAGUCCGUUGGUGAAGGCCACCCUGACAAGAUCUGCGACCAAGUGUCGGACGCCAUUCUUGAUGCUUGUUUGGCAGUGGAUCCAUUGUCCAAGGUUGCUUGUGAAACCGCAGCCAAGACUGGGUUGAUCAUGGUUUUCGGUGAAAUCACCACCAAGGCCCAAUUGGACUACCAGAAGAUCAUCAGAGACACCAUCAAGCACAUUGGCUACGACGACUCCGAGAAGGGUUUCGACUACAAGACCUGUAACGUCUUGGUUGCCAUUGAACAGCAGUCUCCCGACAUUGCCCAGGGUUUGCACUACGAGAAGGCCUUGGAAGAGUUGGGUGCUGGUGACCAGGGUAUCAUGUUCGGUUACGCUACCGACGAAACCGACGAGAAGUUGCCUUUGACCGUGUUGUUGUCCCACAAGUUGAACGCCGAAUUGGCUUCUGCCAGAAGAUCUGGUGCUUUGCCAUGGUUGAGACCUGACACCAAGACCCAGGUCACUGUCGAGUACCAGAAGGACGGCGGUGCUGUGAUUCCUUUGAGAGUCGACACCAUCGUCAUCUCCACCCAGCACGCGGAGGAAAUCACCACCGAGAAGUUGAGAGAGGAGAUCCACGAGCACAUUGUCAAGAAGGUGAUUCCUGCCCACUUGUUGGACGACAAGACCGUGUACCACAUCCAGCCAUCCGGAAGAUUCGUCAUUGGUGGCCCUCAAGGUGAUGCUGGUUUGACUGGUAGAAAGAUCAUUGUCGACACCUACGGAGGCUGGGGUGCCCACGGUGGUGGUGCUUUCUCCGGUAAGGACUUCUCCAAGGUCGACAGAUCCGCUGCCUACGCUGCCAGAUGGGUCGCCAAGUCGUUGGUCAACGCACACUUGGCCAGAAGAGCCUUGGUUCAAUUCUCGUACGCCAUUGGUGUCGCCGAGCCAUUGUCCAUCCACGUCGACACUUACGGUACCUCCAAGUACUCCUCUGAAGAGUUGGUGGCCAUCAUCAAGAACAACUUUGACUUGAGACCAGGUGUCAUUGUCAAGGAAUUGGACUUGGCCAGACCAAUCUACUUCAAGACUGCUUCCUACGGGCACUUCACCAACCAAGAAAACCCAUGGGAACAACCAAAGAAGUUGAAGUUCUAAUUUCCGAACGUGAAAAACGGAGUUUCUUCUAUUUUUGUUCCACCUAUAAUACUUAUUGAUUAAUGUAAUGACUCAAACAGACGAAUUCGAAGUUCUUCGUCAAAGGGCCAACGCUCAACUCGUUGGUUCUAAUUAUGAAAUUUUUAUAUCAACCAUUCCCCCACAUUCACCGACAACCUACCAAACUGAAUCAUCUCCAUUCAAUUGUUUAAUUGUGUUAAUAGCUUAUACUUCAAAACUGGUUUACCUCAUCUUUGUUACUUAUAUUUUUUUGAAAACGAUAGAGUUUUUUAUUGCAUUAAUUAGGGUGUCCUCAACGGACAAUUAAGGUUAUUUCUAGACUAGAUUUAAUAAAUUU
This is a messenger RNA of Suhomyces tanzawaensis NRRL Y-17324, 1621 nucleotides long. It is a transcript of the gene SAM2, whose product is annotated as methionine adenosyltransferase. Gene Ontology annotation, biological process: S-adenosylmethionine biosynthetic process. The transcript has a single exon. The coding region runs from base 112 to 1263 and encodes 383 amino acids. NCBI's taxonomy places the organism in Eukaryota, Fungi, Ascomycota, Pichiomycetes, Serinales, Debaryomycetaceae. Gene Ontology annotation, molecular function: ATP binding; methionine adenosyltransferase activity. Gene Ontology annotation, cellular component: cytosol. The record is from RefSeq and is a predicted model, not a curated record.